Cuscuta campestris is the source of this 1425-nucleotide messenger RNA. NCBI's taxonomy places the organism in Eukaryota, Viridiplantae, Streptophyta, Magnoliopsida, Solanales, Convolvulaceae. The record is from the annotation of a GenBank genome assembly.
UUAAAAGUAAAACCCCUCCCUCCAAGUAUAACCAAACAUUCCAACAUUCUCUCUAUCUGCUCUCUUCACUACCUAUUACGGAGAAUAUACUUUUUAUUGCCUUCUUUCUCAUAAUAAUACUCCAUUAUUAAUUACAACCUUAAUUAACCUAGUACUCCACUUCUUCUCUUCACAAAUGGAAGAAAUUGCGGCUUUCGGCGUUCCCAAGAUUCGCGGCGGCGUCCCCUCCAACCGGAAGGUUGCGACCAAGGACGCCGCCUCGGCUUGGGAGUCCUCUGGGGGUACCAAGAUGAGGUACCGAGGCGUCCGCCGCCGCCCGUGGGGCCGUUACGCGGCCGAGAUACGGGACCCGCUCUCAAAGGAGAGGAGGUGGCUCGGGACCUUCGACACCGCGGAGGAAGCCGCCUGCGCUUACGACUGCGCCGCCAGAGCCAUGCGCGGCACCAAGGCCAGGACCAACUUCGUCUACCCGCCGCCGCUCCUUGCCGCCGGCGCCGAGUUCUUCGGCCUCCCUCUCUCCGCCAACCGCGCUAAAGUAUUCCCCUCCGGCCCCGGGCCCCACCAGAUGAUUUCUCUCAAGGAUUUGCCCACCAAGCAAUUCUUUCAGUCAACUUUUUCGAACAACCAUUCCUCAACCAGAAAGGUAGUCAACAAAUCUCUGAACACUCUUCUCUGCUCAUCGGCGUCCGCCGCCGCCCCUAGCUUCAACCCCUGUUUCUCCGGCGGCGCCGCCGUGGGCCGUACGCUGUCCAAUGGCUCGGAGGUCAAAAGUGGCGGCGGGAAAGGAAUGGAAUUCUUCCCGACGGAGUCCUCGGACUCCGGGCUGCUGGAAGAGGUGCUAAACGGGUUCUACCCAAAGCCCGCACCCGCAAAACACGACCCGUCACCGGCCACUGAUCACGAGAAACAUGACAAUGCUAACAACUUUGGGAGUUUUGAAGGGCAGUUUGGGCAUUCAAGCACUGGGUUUGAUGACGAUUUGCAGCCGGCGCCGCCGUCGUUGCAGUUCCAUAAUGACUUCCCGGCGGCGAGCUUUCAGUUCCCGCCGGAAACAAUGUGGGGAGACGUGGUUUACCCGUACCCGGAGCCUGCUUCGUUGAGUGUGUUUAAUUAUUGCUUAUAAUAAGUGUUAAAAAAAAUUAAUUACUCCAACCAGUGGGUAGUGAACUAAUGAUCUUUUUUUUUUCCAUUUUUGAAAAAUGGACUAAUUAAUGGAGUCAUAAAAAGAACUUUACUAGGUAGAUUUUAAUGCAUUAUUAUUAACUGCAGUUAAUGUUUUAUGCAGGCAAACAACAUCAUGUUGUCUCUGCUUUAAGUUCAGUUUCGUCUUUUAUCUGAUGUUCAGGAAUACGAGUAUUAAGUAAAGCAUCCAAUCUGACAACUAUUUUGCUGUCUAAACCACUCAAAUAAAUCAAAGUGUAUUCU